This is a messenger RNA of Phoenix dactylifera (date palm), 2119 nucleotides long. RefSeq names its product synaptotagmin-2-like. Lineage: Eukaryota; Viridiplantae; Streptophyta; Magnoliopsida; Arecales; Arecaceae. The record is from RefSeq and is a predicted model, not a curated record. Gene Ontology annotation, molecular function: lipid binding. Gene Ontology annotation, cellular component: endoplasmic reticulum.
CGGAAACCUACAUUUUUCGGUUAUCUCAUUUCUUAUCCUCAAACUGUUUCAACUUUCGGAUCGUUUCUCUUGAUGCCGAUGAGAAAGCGAUUUUUGGAGGAUUUUCUCCUUUUUUUUUAAUCUUCUUCUAACAAUUUGGGUGGGUGAGAGAAGGUUUGGAAAAUAAACAAAGAAAGAAAGAGAGCCCUGCUGAGCGUGGAGUCUCCAGGAGAAAGGUUGAAUCUUUGUGUCAAAGCGGGGAGGAGGAGUAAUGGGUAUCUUCAGCUCUGUGUUGGGCUUCUUUGGAUUUGGAUUCGGGCUCGUGGGCGGGAUUGUUGUUGGGUACUACCUCUUCAUCUACUUUGAAUCCACCGAUGUCCAGGAUCCUAAAAUUUCACCACUUGUCGAACAAGAUCAAAAAACUUUGGAGCGCAUGUUUCCUGAGAUUCCUCUCUGGGUGAAAAACCCAGACUUUGACCGGAUUGAUUGGCUAAACAAGUUUCUAGAGUAUAUGUGGCCUUAUCUGGAUAAGGCAAUCUGCAAAACUGCAAAGGAAAUCACAAAGCCAAUUAUUGCUGAGAAUACUGCAAAGUAUAAAAUUGACUCCCUUGAAUUUGAAACCCUCACUUUAGGUUCCUUACCACCAACUUUUCAUGGAAUGAAGGCAUACACUACAGAUGAGAAGGAAUUGAUUAUGGAACCAUCAUUCAAAUGGGCUGGAAAUCCUAAUGUCACUGUUGUGGUCAAGGCAUUUGGACUAAAAGCAACCAUACAGGUGUUAGAUUUGCAAGUUUUUGCUGUACCACGUAUUACAUUGAAGCCACUGGUCCCUAGCUUUCCUUGUUUUGCUAAUAUCCUCGUGUCUCUCAUGGAGAAGCCACAUGUUGACUUUGGACUAAAACUUCUGGGAGCAGAUGUUAUGGCAAUUCCUGGUCUUUACAGAUUUGUUCAGGAGACUAUCAAGACUCAGGUUGCAAAUAUGUAUCUAUGGCCUAAAGCACUACAAGUGCCAAUUAUGGAUCCUUCAAAAGCCUUCAAGAAGCCUGUUGGAAUUCUACAUGUGACUGUCGUUCGUGCGUAUAAGCUGAAAAAGAAAGACCUUCUGGGCAAAUCAGACCCAUACGUGAAACUAAAGCUUUCAGGUGAUAAUCUUCCAUCAAAGAAAACAACUGUGAAGCGCAAUAACCUUAAUCCUGAAUGGAAUGAAGAAUUCAAGCUGGUCAUUAGAGAUCCAGAAUCUCAAGUUUUGGACCUUAGUAUUUAUGACUGGGAACAGGUUGGCAAACAUGAAAGAAUGGGUAUGAACACUAUACCAUUAAGAGACCUUACUGCUGAUGAGACAAAAUCUUUAACACUUGACUUGCUCAAGAAUAUGGAUCCUAAUGACACUCAAAAUGAUAAGUCACGUGGACAGAUGGUUGUAGAAGUAACAUAUAAACCUUUUAAGGAAGCGGAUUCUGCAAAUAAUAUCGGUGAGGAUUCGAAUGUAAUCGAAAAAGCCCCUGAGGGUACUCCGGCAGGUGGUGGCUUGCUUGUGGUUAUCGUUCAUGAAGCUCAAGAUCUCGAGGGAAAGCACCACACAAAUCCUUAUGUGCGGAUCCUUUUCAGAGGAGAGGAGAAGAAAACCAAGCAUAUUAAGAAAAACAGAGACCCAAGAUGGGCGGAGGAGUUUCAGUUUAUGUGUGAGGAACCACCCACUAAUGAUAAGAUGCAUGUGGAGGUUCUUAGUAAGGCACCGAGUAUCGGCAUACACUCCAAGGAAGUUCUAGGGUAUGUCAUCAUCAGCCUUGCAGAUGUUGUAAGCAACAAACGAAUCAAUGAAAAGUAUCAUCUAAUAGACUCCAAAAAUGGCCGUAUUCAAAUUGAGUUGCAGUGGAGAACUUCUUAGAGCUUCCUAGUUAAGCAAGGCAAGCAAGGAAUUACUAUUUUCCGAAAAAGGGGCAUUUUUAUGUUUUUUCCCCAGUUUGUCAUGUAUUGCAUGCUACAAUAAUUGGAAGGUGAAUCCCUGUAUAUUUUUCAAACUGUUUUCGUUGUUUCCUUGUCGUUUUCUUUUUUCCUUAAAGGCAAGGUGCUGGUGUCGAAGAUUUUCGUGAUUCUUCUUCUGGUGGGUUCUUUAUUUUUGCAUAAAUGAUACUUGCCA